UUAUAAUGGGAAAUCAGGCCCUGGCCAACUCUUCAUCUCGCGGCUGUCUGACUUCCUCCCAGCACAUUCCUGCACUCUGCUGCGUCCACACUGCCCCACAGACCCAGUCCUCCAAGCCUGCUGCCAGCUCCCUGCAAGCCCCUCAGGUUGGGCCUUGCCACGGUGCCAGCAGGCAGCCCUGGGCUGGGGGUAGGGGACUCCCUACAGGCACGCAGCCCUGAGACCUCAGAGGGCCACCCCUUGAGGGUGGCCAGGCCCCCAGUGGCCAACCUGAGUGCUGCCUCUGCCACCAGCCCUGCUGGCCCCUGGUUCCGCUGGCCCCCCAGAUGCCUGGCUGAGACACGCCAGUGGCCUCAGCUGCCCACACCUCUUCCCGGCCCCUGAAGUUGGCACUGCAGCAGACAGCUCCCUGGGCACCAGGCAGCUAACAGACACAGCCGCCAGCCCAAACAGCAGCGGCAUGGGCAGCGCCAGCCCGGGUCUGAGCAGCGUGUCCCCCAGCCACCUCCUGCUGCCCCCCGACACGGUGUCGCGGACAGGCGUGGAGAAGGCGGCAGCGGGGGCAGUGGGUCUCGAGAGACGAGACUGGAGUCCCAGUCCACCCGCCACGCCCGAGCAGGGCCUGUCCGCCUUCUACCUCUCCUACUUUGACAUGCUGUACCCUGAGGACAGCAGCUGGGCAGCCAAGGCCCCUGGGGCCAGCAGUCGGGAGGAGCCACCUGAGGAGCCUGAGCAGUGCCCGGUCAUUGACAGCCAAGCCCCAGGGGGCAGCCUGGACUUGGUGCCCGGCGGGCUGACCUUGGAGGAGCACUCGCUGGAGCAGGUGCAGUCCAUGGUGGUGGGCGAAGUGCUCAAGGACAUCGAGACGGCCUGCAAGCUGCUCAACAUCACCGCAGAUCCCAUGGACUGGAGCCCCAGCAAUGUGCAGAAGUGGCUCCUGUGGACAGAGCACCAAUACCGGCUGCCCCCCGUGGGCAAGGCCUUCCAGGAGCUGGCAGGCAAGGAGCUGUGCGCCAUGUCGGAGGAGCAGUUCCGCCAGCGCUCGCCCCUGGGUGGGGAUGUGCUGCACGCCCACCUGGACAUCUGGAAGUCAGCGGCCUGGAUGAAAGAGCGGACUUCACCUGGGGCGAUUCACUACUGUGCCUCUACCAGUGAGGAGAGCUGGACCGACAGCGAGGUGGACUCAUCAUGCUCCGGGCAGCCCAUCCACCUGUGGCAGUUCCUCAAGGAGUUGCUACUCAAGCCCCACAGCUAUGGCCGCUUCAUUAGGUGGCUCAACAAGGAGAAGGGCAUCUUCAAAAUUGAGGACUCAGCCCAGGUGGCCCGGCUGUGGGGCAUCCGCAAGAACCGUCCCGCCAUGAACUACGACAAGCUGAGCCGCUCCAUCCGCCAGUAUUACAAGAAGGGCAUCAUCCGGAAGCCAGACAUCUCCCAGCGCCUCGUCUACCAGUUCGUGCACCCCAUCUGAGUGCCUGGCCCAGGGCCUGAAACCCGCCCUCAGGGGCCUCUCUCCUGCCUGCCCUGCCUCAGCCAGGCCCUGAGCUGGGGGAAAACGGGCAGUCUGCUCUGCUGCUUUGACCUUCCAGAGCCCAAGGUCAGGGAGGGGCAACCAACUGCUCCCCAGGGGGAUAUGGGUCCUCUGGGGCCUUCGGGACCCUGGGGCAGGGGUGCUUCCUCCUCAGGCCCAGCUGCUCCCCUGGAGGACAGAGGGAGACAGGGCUGCUCCCCAACACCUGCCUCUGACCCCAGCAUUUCCAGAGCAGAGCCUACAGAAGGGCAGUGACUCGACAAAGGCCACAGGCAGUCCAGGCCUCUCUCUGCUCCGUCCCCCUGCCUCCCAUUCUGCACCACACCUGGCAUGGUGCAGGGAGACAUCUGCACCCCUGAGUUGGGGAGCCAGGAGUGCCCCCGGGAAUGGAUAAUAAAGAUACUAGAGAACUGA
This is a messenger RNA of Gorilla gorilla gorilla (western lowland gorilla), 1942 nucleotides long. RefSeq names its product SAM pointed domain containing ETS transcription factor (gene SPDEF). Gene Ontology annotation, molecular function: DNA-binding transcription factor activity, RNA polymerase II-specific; sequence-specific DNA binding. Gene Ontology annotation, cellular component: nucleus. The coding region runs from base 461 to 1468 and encodes 335 amino acids. The record is from RefSeq and is a predicted model, not a curated record. The transcript is spliced from 6 exons. Lineage: Eukaryota; Metazoa; Chordata; Mammalia; Primates; Hominidae. Gene Ontology annotation, biological process: cell differentiation; regulation of transcription by RNA polymerase II.